Alligator sinensis (Chinese alligator) is the source of this 957-nucleotide messenger RNA. RefSeq names its product olfactory receptor 52K1-like. NCBI's taxonomy places the organism in Eukaryota, Metazoa, Chordata, Crocodylia, Alligatoridae. The transcript has a single exon. Bases 1 to 957 code for a protein of 318 amino acids. Gene Ontology annotation, biological process: G protein-coupled receptor signaling pathway. The record is from RefSeq and is a predicted model, not a curated record. Gene Ontology annotation, molecular function: G protein-coupled receptor activity; olfactory receptor activity. Gene Ontology annotation, cellular component: membrane.
AUGACUUACAAUGACACAGACCUCGGCCAGGUCUCCUUCAUCCUUAUUGGCAUCCCCGGGCUGGAAGCCUUUCACCGCUGGAUCGCCAUCCCGUUCUGCCUCAUGUACAUCAUCACGCUGGUGGGGAACUGCACCAUUCUCUUCAUCAUUAAGACAGAGACGAGCCUUCACAAACCCAUGUACCUUUUCCUUUCCAUGCUGGCCAUGAAUGACCUGGUCAUUACCACGUCUGCCAUACCCAAAAUGCUCAGCAUCUUCUGGCAGGACUCCCAAGGAAUCGGCUUCACUGCCUGCCUGGUGCAGAUGUAUUUCAUCCAUGCUUUCUGCAUCAUUGAGUCUGCCAUCCUGUUGGCUAUGGCCUUUGACCGCUAUGUGGCCAUCUGCUACCCACUCCAGUAUGCAACUAUCUUGAACAACGCGGCUAUUGUUAAGAUGGGACUGGCUGCAGCAGCCCGGGGAGUGAUCCUGGUGAUUCCCUGCCCUGCCCUCAUCAAGAGGCUACCCUACUGCUCCCGGAAAAUCAUUGCACACACUUACUGCGAGCACAUGGCUGUGGUGAAGUUGGCUUGUGCAGACAUCACUAUCAACCAGAUCUAUGGCAUCUGUGUGGCACUAUUUGUGGUAGUGCUGGAUGUGAUACUCAUCGCCACUUCCUACGUAGUCAUUCUCCAAGCUGUCUUCAGACUUUCCUCAAGUGAGGCCCGUGCCAAGGCUUUGGGCACUUGUGUAGCCCAUGCUUGCACCAUCCUGGUCACAUACACACCUGCCCUCUUCACUUUCCUGACUCACCGGAUUGGCCGAAAUGUCCCACCUUACAUUCAUAUCCUCCUGGCCAGCCUCUAUCUCGUGGUACCCCCCAUGGUGAACCCACUGGUGUAUGGGGUGAAAACCAAGGAAAUCCGUGACAAGGUGUACAGCCUUUUCAGCUAUGGCAAGAAGACGGUUAAAAAAUAUUAA